AUGACGAAGCCCAUCACCUACUACGACAUCAAGUUCACGACCGGUCUCUGCAGCUCUCCCAACACCUGGCGCAUCCGGUAUGCGCUGAACAUCAAGGGCCUUCCGUACAAGACCGAGUGGCUCAGCUUCCUCGAGAUCCCGAAGGUCCUUGAGGCUAACGGCACGCCAAAGACCGAUGAUGGCUACACGCUUCCCGCUAUCGUGGACCCUAACACCGGCAAGGCCAUCCAGGACUCUAUCCCUAUCAUGGAGUACCUUGACGCCCAGUACCCCGACACCCCGCAGUUGCUCUCCGCCGAGACGAAGGAGGCGCAGCUCGCGUUCAUCAACGGCGUCGGCAAGAAGGUCAACAUGACGCGUUUCCCGUUCUCGAUCUACCAGAUCUUCCUUAUCACGCUGCCGGAGGACCAGGGCCACUUUCGCACGGCGCGCGAGAAGAACUUCGGGGGGCGCAAACUCGAGGACAUCGAACCUCAGGGUGAGAAGCGCGAGGCGCAAUUCGAGGCGAUCAAGGCCGCACUCGACGCCGCUGCCACCGCCUUCGACGAGCACGCUCAGGGCAAGACAUUCUACGGUGGUGACGCGCCCGUCUUUGUUGACACCGACCUUGCCGGCACGUUCAUGUGUGUCAAGAACAUCCAUGGCGAGGACAGCGAGCUCUGGAAGUUCAUGAUCGCACAGAACGGUGGUCGCUGGGCGAAGUACAUCGAGGCAAUGGACAAGUGGACGUCCGGCCAGUAA
Messenger RNA from Peniophora sp. CBMAI 1063, 741 nucleotides. The record is from the annotation of a GenBank genome assembly. Lineage: Eukaryota; Fungi; Basidiomycota; Agaricomycetes; Russulales; Peniophoraceae.